AUGACCCCCGUACACUUCGCUUUUUCAUCAGCCUUUAUUUUGGGCCUAACAGGCCUAGCAUUCCACCGAACCCACCUUCUCUCUGCCCUCCUAUGCUUAGAAGGAAUAAUGCUCUCCCUGUUCAUUGCCCUCUCCCUCUGAACUGUCCAUUUAAACUCCACAAGCCUCUGCGCAGCCCCUAUACUACUACUAGCUUUCUCAGCUUGCGAAGCAAGCGCAGGCCUCGCCCUACUGGUAGCAACAGCCCGCACUCACGGAACCGACCACCUUCAAAACCUUAACCUGCUACAAUGCUAA
Molecule: messenger RNA, 297 nt
Organism: Epinephelus fuscoguttatus (brown-marbled grouper)
Lineage: Eukaryota; Metazoa; Chordata; Actinopteri; Perciformes; Serranidae
Source: the annotation of a RefSeq genome assembly